CGCCCGCUCCGCUCCGCUCCCGCCCGCUUCGCCGGGCCCCGCUGGCCGCGGAGAUGGGCGACAUGGAGUCCUACAAGGUGAUGCUGAAUGGGCCGGCACCCUGGGGCUUCAGGCUGCAGGGAGGGAAGGAUUUCAGCAUGCCACUCUCCAUCUCCAGGCUGACUCUGGGUGGGAAGGCAGCCCAGGCCGGCGUGGGAGUGGGCGACUGGGUGCUGUACAUCGACGGGGAGAGCACCAGUGCCAUGACACACAUCGAGGCCCAGAACAGGAUCCGUGCCUGUGGGGACAGGCUCUGCCUCACCUUGAGCAGAGCCCAGACCCAGCUGGGGAAGCCGCAGAAGGUACGUGUUGCUCCUGAUGCCGCACCCCCGCAGCCUCUGGAGCCCCCCAGCACCCCCGGGUGUGAUCCUGGGAAGCUGAGGAUGUUGGAGGAUGCUGAGGACUGGCAGCCCCGCACCGGGACCUCCCAGUCCCUCUCCUUCCGCAAACUGGCCCAGCUGACAGGCACAGAUGGCAUGGAGGAUGGUGAGGAUGAAUUUAUUAAAAAGCCCAGGCAGCCCCCGCAGCCUCUGGAGCCCCCCGGUGACACAGUGUGUGACCCUGUGAAGCUGCGGAUGUUAGAGGACAUUGUGGACUCAAAGCCCCACACCUGGACCUCCCAGUCCCGCUCCUUCCGCAAACUGGCGCGGCUGGUGGGCGCAAACAGCAUGGAUGAUGGUGAGGACGAGCCCAUUAAAAAGCCCAGGCAGCCUCUGGAGCCCCCCAGCACCCCCGGGUGUGAUCCUGGGAAGCUGCGACUGAUGGAGGAUGCUGAGGGCUGGCAGCCCCGCACCGGGACCUCCCAGUCCCGCUCCUUCCGCAAACUGGCCCAGCUGACGGGCACAGAUGGCAUGGAGGAUGGCGAGGAUGAGGUUGUUAAAAAGCCCAGACAGCCCCCGCAGCCUCUGGAGCCCCCCAGCACCCCCGGGUGCAACCCCGGGAAGCUGCGACUGAUGGAGGAUGCUGAGGACUGGCAGCCCCGCACCGGGACCUCGCAGUCCCGCUCCUUCCUCAAACUGGCCCAGCUGACGGGCACAGACAGCAGCAUGGAGGAUCAUGAUGAUGUGUUUGUUAGGAAGCCCAGGACCUUGGCUCAGUACUUCAUCUCUAAACCAGUUACUGCUGGGCAUGGGGGCUUGGCCAGCUCCCUCCUGCUUGUUGGGAUGGGGAGCCCUGCCUGCACCCCCUGGGCAGUGGGGGCGAGCAGGGCAGGCUGGAUUAACUGCUUGCUCUGUAGCCAGGUCUCCGUGCCGGACCCGUCCCCAGGAGCAACAAUGAAGACUGAGCCAGGACUGGCCCCCAGGACCCCCAGUGCCACCCCCAGCCCCACCAGCCGCCCACCCUGGGCUGUGGACCCCUCGUUUGCCGAGCGCUACGCCCCGGACAAGACGAGCACGGUGGUGAGCAAGCACAGCCAGCCGGCCACGCCGACCCCCAUGCAGAACCGCAGCUCCAUCGUGCAGGCAGCCCAGCAAGCCCCCGAGGGGCCCGGCCGCACCCCCCUCUGCUACAAGUGCAACAAGGUCAUCAGGGGACGGUACCUCGUGGCGCUGGGACAUUAUUACCACCCCGAGGAGUUCAUCUGCUGCCAGUGCAGGAAGGUGCUGGAUGAGGGCGGCUUCUUUGAGGAGAAAGGCUCCAUCUUCUGCCCCAAGUGCUACGACACGCGCUACGCACCCAGCUGCGCCAAGUGCAAGAAGAAGAUCACUGGGGAGGUGAUGCACGCAUUGAAGAUGACCUGGCACGUGCAGUGCUUCACCUGCAACGCCUGCAAAACUCCCAUCCGCAACCGAGCCUUCUACAUGGAGGAGGGACAGCCCUACUGCGAGAGAGACUAUGAGAAGAUGUUUGGCACCAAGUGCCGCGGCUGUGACUUCAAGAUCGAUGCUGGGGACCGGUUCCUGGAGGCGCUGGGGUUCAGCUGGCAUGACACUUGCUUUGUCUGUGCGAUCUGCCAGACCAACCUGGAAGGGAAGACGUUCUACUCCAAGAAGGACAAGCCUCUGUGCAAGAGCCAUGCUUUCUCCCAUGUGUGAGGGGUGGGAAUUCAGCUGUGCCUACACAUGCCCCUGGCCCUGCAUGCUCCUCUUCCCCUGCCCUGCUGGCCCCAGGGAGCCAGACUGGGCCCUUGGCCCUUUCCCUUGCUUCUGCCUCUUUCCUGGCAGCUCCUGGCUCGACUUCAGCCAGAUACAGUGCUGGGUCCAGAGCCUUUUAUAGCUGGGUGGCUUCUUAUAUGCUUCUCAACUGGCCCUAGGAGCCCUGGAAAGGGGAUGCUGCAUGGAUCUCCUGCCCCUGAGCCACGCAGCAUGGUGGGUACAACCAUGCUGAGGCUGGAAUUGGAGGGGGUCUGCCACGGCUGGCCUGCUCCCUUGCUGCCUGGCAGCUCAGUGCUGGGGCAGGGAUACUCCUUACACAUCCCUGAGUGGGUGAGGACCAGCUCUUGUCUCACUCUCCCCAACCUUCCCUGCUGUGUGCUUGGGGCUGGAGACCUGGCCCUGCUCCCCUGCUGGGGCCCUGCCCAUGACAACCCACCAGCCACCCUCAAACUGCAGUGGCUUCCUGCCCCAGUUGCAUUCCAGGGGUGUCUGUGCCUCAUGCCUCCCACCCUGCUGCCCCCCUGCUCCCCUGGGGCUGGCAACACCCCCAGCCUGGCAUGGCCCAGCCGUGGGCUGGCAGCGUGUAAUGAUGGCCAGCCCAGCCAGGCUGCUGCUCCCGCAAGGCUUGGGCACAGCUUCCUACCAAAGAGAUCUCUGCCACUGCCAUCCUGGGGCCACCGAUGCCUCCCCCCAAACCACACCCUCUGGUCGGGCUGCGCUGAUGUAGCCACGGUGCUUUUAGUGCCUUUAAUAAACACAUCUCUGCAAGUGCC
Messenger RNA from Lonchura striata (white-rumped munia), 2908 nucleotides. Lineage: Eukaryota; Metazoa; Chordata; Aves; Passeriformes; Estrildidae. The record is from RefSeq and is a predicted model, not a curated record.